Molecule: messenger RNA, 2372 nt
Organism: Closterium sp. NIES-65
Lineage: Eukaryota; Viridiplantae; Streptophyta; Zygnematophyceae; Desmidiales; Closteriaceae
Source: the annotation of a GenBank genome assembly
AUGGACGUGGACGUGGACGUGGACGUGAACGUGGAGGUGGACGUGGACAUGGACCUGGACGUGGACGUGGACUUGGACGUGGACAUGGACGUGGACAUGGACGUGGACGUGGACGUGGACGUGGACGUGGACGUGGACGUGGACAUGGUCGUGGACGUGGACGUGGACGUGGACGUGCACGUGGACGUGCACGUGGACGUGGACGUGGACAUGGACGUGGACGUGGACGUGGACGUGGACGUGGACGUGGACGAGGAAGUGGACGUGGACGUGGACGUGGACGUGGACAUGGACGUGGACGUGGACGUGGACAUGGACGUGGACGUGGAGGACGUGGACGUGGACUGGGACGUGGACGUGGAGGACGUGGACGUGGAGGACGUGGACAUGGACGUGGAGGACUUGGACGUGGACAUGGACGUGGACGUGGACGUGGACAUGGACGUGGACAGGGACAUGGAGGUGGACAUGGACGUGGACGUGGACGUGGACGUGGACGUGGACCUGGACGUGGACGUGGACAUGGACGUGGACCUGGACGUGGACGUGGACGUGGACGUGGAUGUGUACGUGGACGUGGACGUGGACAUGGACGUGGAGGUGGACGUGGACGUGGAGGUGGACAUGGACGUGGACAUGGACGUGGACAUGGACGUGGACGUGGACAUGGACAUGGACGUGGACGUGGACAUGGACGUGGACAUGGACGUGGACAUGGACGUGGACAUGGACAUGGACAUAGACGUGGACGUGGACUUGGACGUUGACAUGGACGUGGACAUGGACGUGGACAUGGACGUGGACGUGGACAUGGACGUGGAGGUGGACAUGGACGUGGACGUGGACGUGGACGUGGACAUGGACGUGGACAUGGACGUGGACAUGGACAUGGACGUGGACGUGGACGUGGACGUGGACAUGGUCGUGGACGUGGACGUGGACGUGGACGUGGACGUGGACAUGGACGUGGAGAUGGACGUGGACAUGGACUUGGACAUGGACGUGGACGUGGACUUGGACGUGGACCAGAUGGACGUGGACAUGGACGUGGACAUGGACGUGGACAUAGACAUGGAUGCGGACGUGGACUUGGACGUGGACAUGGACGUGGACGUGGACGUGGAGGUGGACAUGGACGUGGACAUGGACGUGGACGUUGACGUGGACGUGGACCUGGACGUGGACGUGGACGUGGACGUGGACCUGGACGUGGACAUGGACGUGGACGUGGACAUGGACGUGGACGUGGACGUGGACGUGGACAUGGACGUGGACAUGGACGUGGACAUGGACGUGGACGUGGACAUUGACGUGGACGUGGACAUGGACGUGGACGUGGACGUGGACGUGGACGUGGACCUGGACGUGGACGUGGACGUGGACGUGGACGUGGGCGUUGACGUGGGCAUGGACGUGGACGUGGACGUGGACGUGGACGUGGACGUGGACAUGGACGUGGACGUGGACGUGGACGUGGACGUGGACAUGGACGUGGACGUGGACAUGGACGUGGACGUGGACGUGGACGUGAACGUGGACGUGGACGUGGACGUGGACCGUGGACCUGCUCUGGACGUGGACGUGGACGUGGAUGUGGACGUGGACGUGGACAUGGACGUGGACUUGGACAUGGACGUGGACGUGGACGUGGACAUGGACGUGGACGUGGAGGACGUGGACGUGGACGGGGACGUGGACGUGGAGGACGUGGACGUGGAGGACGUGGACGUGGACGUGGAGGACUUGGACAUGGACAUGGACGUGGACGUGGACGUGGACAUGGACGUGGACAGGGACAUGGAGGUGGACAUGGACGUGGACGUGGACGUGGACGUGGACGUGGACGUGGACCUGGACGUGGACGUGGACGUGGACGUGGACGUGGACGUGGACGUGGAUGUGGACGUGGACGUGGACAUGGACAUGGACGUGGACAUGGACAUGGACAUAGACGUGGACGUGGACUUGGACGUGGACAUGGACGUGGACAUGGACGUGGACAUGGACGUGGACAUGGACGUGGACGUGGAGGUGGACAUGGACGUGGACGUGGACGUGGACGUGAAUGUGGACAUGGACGUGGACAUGGACGUGGACAUGGACAUGGACGUGGACGUGGACAUGAUCGUGGACGUGGACGUGGACGUGGACGUGGACAUGGACGUGGACAUGGACGUGGACAUGGACUUGGACAUGGACGUGGACGUGGACUUGGACGUGGACCAGAUGGACGUGGACAUGGACGUGGACAUGGACGUGGACAUAGACAUGGACGUGGACGUGGACUUGGACAUGGACAUGGACGUGGACUUGGACGUGGAGGUGGACAUGGACGUGGACAUGGACGUGGACGUGGACGAGUGGACGUGGAC